Acaulospora morrowiae is the source of this 1776-nucleotide messenger RNA. NCBI's taxonomy places the organism in Eukaryota, Fungi, Glomeromycota, Glomeromycetes, Diversisporales, Acaulosporaceae. The record is from the annotation of a GenBank genome assembly.
AUGACACCGCUAUUUCCUCCGGAAAUUUAUCGAAACGUUUUUAAAUUGCUCGAUACGAAUUCGCUACAUUCCUGUCUUCACGUAUCUCGUCUUUGGUGCACUCACGUAAUACCCUUGCUAUGGCAAAACCCGCUACAGAUCGUAUUCAACAAAGAAGGUCCACAUGUGGAAAAUGUGUCAUCAAUCGUUGAAACCUAUUUAUCUUGUCUAUCAUCCGAUUCUAGAGUUAAAUUGGUCGAGGGUGGGAUCGUACCGCCAAUGCGCGCACCUACCUUUAAAUAUCAUAAAUAUUUGAAUUCUUUGAAUUAUUGGUUGUUUCAUGAUGCCAUCUCAACCAUGUUUCUAAAGGAAUCGCCCAUUCAAAAGCGAACGAAAAAAAAACUGAUGGGAUUGAUCCUAGAGGAAUUGCUUAAAUUGUUUUUCAACCAUUCAGAGAACAUUAGGAAUCUCGAGUAUGGUACCCCCGAAGUGUUUGACUACCGCAAUCUGGAACAAAGCUUAGAUCCGGUCUUCAUACUUCCAAACGAACUAUCCGAUUGUGACAUCUUUCGUCUUUCGAAAUUGAAAAGCUUUAGUUGUCGAGCGGACACUCCUCCUGAGCUGAUUUACACGAUCAGCAGAGUAUCCAAGGGACUACAAAAGAUAGACAUUCAACAGGAAUCAAAUGAUGAGGCCCUGAGCGCAUUGAUAGAUUCUCAAACCAAUCUACAGCACUUUGAAAUGACCACAUGCAGUGAAGCUAAAAAGGUUCUAUCGGCACUCAAGAAAAAGUCUAAAACUCUGAGGAAGGUGUCGAUCACCGGAGGAUGUGCGAUUUCUUUUGAUUUCUUUCUUCAAUGCCCGAACCUUGAGGAAUUAUCUUUAUUGUUUCCCGUAAGACUUCCCGGUAGCGAAAGAAAAUGGAUUUCGCUUGAUGAGGCCGAUGCUAUUUGGAACUGCACAGAAUUGCCAAGUUUAUUAGAAUACCACAUUCAAUUUCUGGCCGUCUUGCACGGCCAGGCCUUACAAUAUCAAAAUAUUUAUUCAUCUCAAGUAGAAUCAAGUUUAUCCUCAGAGAAGGAUUACAUCUCACCACAAAAUGACGAAGGUUCCGCCACCAUCGACACAGCGAGACUGAUGAGGCUCGAGAUCCGUCGAAGCAAUCAACGAAUCAAAAAAAUAAUCGACUUGAUCAAGAUCUCCAGUGGUACACUUAAAACGCUCACCUUGGAUCUGACGAAUUCAAAAGAUCCCGAGAAAUAUCCACAUCUCAUAUCAACGAUUAUUCAACUUUGCUCAAAUCUUGUAAGCAUUCAUCUUUACAUUCCUAAUCAAUCGCUAUCAAUUCUUCCAAGCCUAUUUAUAAAAUGCUCAAAACUAGAGGAGAUACUUUUGACAGGUGAUCCGGAUCAACAAGACAUUAGUAAUGUCCUUUACAGGCUGGGACCUGUUGUCCCUCGCAGAUUACAAUUUUUAGCUUUGGGAGUGCAAACUUGGACAUACAAUAUGGCAUCUAUUAAUAAUUUUUUUCAUCAUUGUAAAGAUAGAAUAGACAAUUUACCCUUUAAUUUUGCAUUAGAUAUUAAUUCAAAAUCUGAUUUCUUUAAACUGUGCGAGAAAUAUCGAAAGAAAGGGUCACAUUCGCUAAUGAUGUAUGUGCUGUACGGGGUUGAUUCGGUGUCCAUUGAUUUGGGAUGUAGGAUUAUGUUAGAUUAUUUAGACGAUGAUGGUAACUGGUUUCUGUACUUAUGGGCUUGUGAUACCUUUGAUGACAGAGAUUACGGAAUUAAUCCUUAG